CACACACACACACACACACACACACACAGCGGGAAAAUGGAGUCAAACACAAGUGAUAAUCUUCAAAAGGCGGUGAGCUCCUUUAAGGACUACGAAGAAUAUUUGGACUCCAAGGUGACGCCGAUGGAUUUGUUUUUUCUCACAAGCAAGGAGUCGGCUCGCAAGCUGGUGGAGCACGGACACAAGGGCACUGUGCUGAGUCGGCAGGAAUUUGAGCAACGGAAAGCAGCAUCAGCAUCGGCGACCCGCGACCACCGGAACCGGACAACGACACUGGCGAGCUCGGGAUGUGACAUCCGGGACAACUUCCUGAAGGAGCUAGCCCAGCGUGAGGAAGCCAACCGCACUGGGAAAAUGACAUCGCUGAUCUUCAUCCGAGACGUCAACGCUGCGGGGCAGGAAGUGUCUGGCUAUAUCGACUACGCCCACAGACUGCAGAUGCAGGACUUUGCGCCGUAUUUCAGCGGCAGAAAGAAGCUGGUGCCAGGACCCCGGGAUUUAUGUUACUACAACUGGACCAAUCAGGCGACGGCUUCCACGUCCAGCUCCAACUACGACGUCGUUUACGACCGGCCCCGCGCGCUUCUCUUCAGGAGGAAGACGGACGGCGGCAUCCUCAACGUGGACCCGCGGGUCCAUCCUGGCCAAGGCGUGCGGAGGAGCGCCGUGCCCUCGGGCCUUUAUGAGCAUGUUGUCAUCCUGGACCACGACAGCGCACGCACACGCACCGCAGUAUAAUUUGACGAGUAAGAAAGGAAAAGGUCGGACGGGCAGGCAGACGUAUCGCGCUUGCCAUCUGGGCGGAGGCACGGCAACGUUCCCUUUUUAACUCGCCUAUCAACGUAAUCGUCAACAAUGUGACUUCCACAAUGUCAGAAGUUAGCAUCAGCCAGACUCGCCUUUCAUCUUUUCGCCCCUUUUUAGCUCAAUUUGACUAUUUUAGUCACAAUCGGACCCCGCGGGUGUUUUACAGCCAGUCAUCAAAGCUUGCCCCGCGCUGCUCCACUCACACGCAAUGAUGACAAAUGUUUUGGGGUUUUUUUUUUUCUUUUUUGCCAGUGGGGAGAUGAUUUAGUGUCAUUUAGCUAGCUAUGAUACGACGUUUGAAUUUAGUCGCAAUCUUUGGGACAUUUGGCUUU
This is a messenger RNA of Hippocampus comes (tiger tail seahorse), 1139 nucleotides long. It is a transcript of the gene cfap299, whose product is annotated as cilia and flagella associated protein 299. The record is from RefSeq and is a predicted model, not a curated record. NCBI's taxonomy places the organism in Eukaryota, Metazoa, Chordata, Actinopteri, Syngnathiformes, Syngnathidae. The transcript has 6 exons. Bases 37 to 738 code for a protein of 233 amino acids.